AUGUCACUACGGUUACUUGCCAACACUGGUAGAGUACGUAAUAUUAAUGACCAAUAUAAUAAUGAUCUAAAUAAAGAGAUUGUCAAGGAAUUGGAGGCUCAUUUGCGCGAGAUUCGUCAUCAAAGGAGUUGGCUAGAGAUCCGCAUGCAAGCAUGCAAGGCAUUUGAAUAUUCGUUAUUAGUUUUAGAAUUAUGCAUGAUCAUUUAG
Messenger RNA from Funneliformis mosseae, 207 nucleotides. The record is from the annotation of a GenBank genome assembly. NCBI's taxonomy places the organism in Eukaryota, Fungi, Glomeromycota, Glomeromycetes, Glomerales, Glomeraceae.